Messenger RNA from Chaetomium strumarium, 4002 nucleotides. RefSeq lists its product as uncharacterized. Gene Ontology annotation, molecular function: ATP binding; nucleic acid binding; phosphatidate phosphatase activity. The transcript is spliced from 5 exons. Bases 1 to 4002 code for a protein of 1333 amino acids. The record is from RefSeq and is a predicted model, not a curated record. Gene Ontology annotation, cellular component: actin cortical patch. Lineage: Eukaryota; Fungi; Ascomycota; Sordariomycetes; Sordariales; Chaetomiaceae.
AUGGACGACGAUUUCAUCCACACCAUCGACGACGACGAGCCGGUGCCCUUCGAAGAGGAAGCGCUAGACGAACAAUUUGCCGAUACAAGGCCGUCCAAGAAGGCCAAGACCGCUUCCUCCUCUUCUUCCUCUACAAAGAACAAGAAGAAGGGCAACAACAAGAAAAACAAAAAGGACGAAGCGGAGAAUGAGAAUGAAGAGGAGGGGCCGAGCGGGGUAUGGGGCGAAAAGGACGCCGACGACGGCGCGAUGGACUCGGAGUUUGAGUUCGCCGUCGACGGCAUGAACGCGGUCGAGGCCGAGUUUGACGGGUGGGGGUUUGAGGGGGCCAAGAAGGGCAUGGCUCCUUCCAGUACUAAUGCGGAGGAUGGGAAUAACAAGGAGAUAGAAGAUGAGGAGGAGAGUGAAGAGGAUGAUGUGGAUGGGGAGGUGGAUCUGGAUGAGGAGGUGCUUGCUGACGAUGGGUUUGGCAUGGGGGUCGGGUCCGAUGCGGAGGAUGAAGAGAUGGACGAUGGAGAAGAAGAUGGGGAGGAGGAGCAGGAGGAAGGGGAAAGCGGGGACGAGGCUGCGUCGGACGAUGACUCGGUUGCCACGCCGGUGCAGCAUCCUGAUGAUGAAGCGCCGGACUCUGAAGACGAUGACGAGGACGAGGAUGCUGAGGAGGCGGCUAAGCGGAAAGAAUUCUUUGCCGCGCCCGAGGAGACGGACAAGCCUGGCAAGAAGGGCGACUUGUCCUCGUUCCAGUCCAUGUCGCUCUCGCGGCCGAUCCUGAGGGGUCUUACCUCGGUUGGUUUCACGAAGCCGACGCCGAUCCAGGCCAAGACGAUUCCCAUCGCGCUGAUGGGCAAGGAUGUGGUUGGUGGCGCCGUCACGGGUUCGGGCAAGACAGCGGCGUUUGUGGUCCCUAUCCUGGAACGUCUACUCUACCGACCUAAGAAGGUCCCGACGACGAGAGUCGUCAUCUUGACGCCUACCCGUGAACUGGCCAUUCAGUGCCACGCCGUCGCUACGAAGCUCGCGAGCCACACAGAUAUCAAGUUCUGCCUUGCUGUUGGCGGUCUCAGUUUGAAAGUGCAAGAGGCCGAGCUGCGUCUGAGACCGGAUGUGGUGAUUGCUACUCCGGGUCGGUUCAUCGACCACAUGCGGAACUCGGCCAGCUUCGCCGUCGAGACGGUGGAGAUUCUCGUGCUCGACGAGGCCGACAGGAUGCUCGAGGACGGUUUCGCGGACGAGUUGAACGAGAUCCUGACGACGCUGCCCAAGUCACGCCAGACCAUGUUGUUCUCCGCCACCAUGACUUCGUCGGUCGACAGGCUGAUUCGCGUGGGGCUCAACAAGCCCGCCCGGAUUAUGGUGGAUUCGCAGAGGAAAACAGCCGGCACUCUAUCGCAGGAGUUUGUGCGGCUGCGGCCCGGACGGGAAGAGAAGCGCAUGGGUGUUGAGGACUUCCGAGACGGCAAGGUAAACUACCUGCUUGCCACCGAUCUUGCCUCACGUGGUCUGGAUAUCAAGGGCGUGGAUACCGUCAUCAACUACGAAGCGCCGCAGUCACACGAAAUCUACGUGCACCGUGUCGGCCGUACGGCGCGCGCGGGCCGCAGCGGUGUUGCCGUCACAUUGGCCGCAGAACCAGACCGCAAGGUGGUGAAAGCGGCUGUUAAGGCCGGCAAGGCGCAAGGCGCCAAGAUCAUCAGCCGAGUGAUCGACCCGGCCGACGCCGACAAGUGGCAGGCCCAGGUCGACGAGAUGGAGGACGAGAUCGAGGAGGUUCUGCGUGAGGAGAAGGAGGAGAAGCAGCUCGCGCAAGUCGAGAUGCAGGUCAAGAAGGGUGAGAACAUGAUCAUGCACGAGGAGGAGAUCAAGUCGCGGCCGAAGCGGACAUGGUUCGAGACGGAGAAGGACAAGAAGAAGGCGAAGGAGGCGGGCCGGGCCGAGCUCAACGGCGUGCGCGAGGCCAUGAAGAAGAAGGGCGAGGGCAAGCUCAGUAACAAGGAUAAGAAACGACUCGACUCUAAGGCGGAGAGGAGCGAGGGUAAGUCGUGGAAGAAGGGCCGUGCUGAGAGAGACGGCAAGGGGGCGGUGUUGAACUUGAAGAAGCGCCUCGCCCGCUUCCGCCUCGACACCCUCCCGCGCUACAAGCUCGGCCUGCAGAGCCGCAUCUACCGGUUUAUUGUCGAGCGCCAGCGGCGCAGGCGGGACAAGACACGGGUUGAACCGUCGGCGAGUUCGCACGAGCAGCACGAGAAGGAGAGAGAGGAGCGGAGGAUCGCUCGAGAGGCUCGUGAGAUUGAGAAGCGCGGGCAAGAUGAAAAGGAGGUCGCGAAUAGAGGCGGCUACAGCGAGGGACCCAACGACUCCAAGGGAGAAGCGACGCAUUCCGCCGUGUCACCACCGCCAUCUCCUACCUUAACCGCCAGGACGCCCUCCAUGUCAGCGGCGGACAUGUCCGAGGCAGAGCUCGCCGUCGCGAACGCCAACCUCAUGGCACGUCUGGGACCAUUCAUGACCACGCCCUUGGUGCAGAUUCCCAUCACGAUAUUCUUCUACAACGACGAGCAGUCGCGGUCCCAUACCGUCAUGACGGACGACUCGGGCCACUUCAGCGCCCGUGUGGCCCUGGAGUUCGUUCCGACCGACGUGAGGGUGCUGGCUAAUGAGAACGUGUCCGCCACGAGGCCCGUCGAGAUCAUCGAGUCGAGGGGCGUCAGCCUGAUCAGCGACGUCGACGACACCAUCAAGCGCUCCAACAUCUGGAUGGGCGCGCGUGAGAUCUUUCGGAACACGUUCGUCCGCGAGCUGGCUGAGCUGACGGUCGACGGCGUCAGGGAAUGGUACCACCGAAUGCACGAGAUGGGCGUCAAGGUGCACUACUGCUCCAACAGCCCGUGGCAGCUGUUCCCCGUUCUCGCCACCUAUUUCCACCUGGCCGGCCUGCCCCAGGGGUCGAUCCACCUGAAGCAGUACAGCGGCAUGCUGCAGGGUAUUUUCGAGCCGGUCGCGGAAAGAAAGAAGGGGACGCUAGAGGCUAUCAUCCGGGAUUUCCCCGAUAGGAAAUUCCUGCUCGUUGGCGACAGCGGCGAGGCCGACCUGGAGGUGUACACCGAGCUCGCGCUGGCGAACCCUGGCCGAGUCCUGGCUGUCUUCAUCCGCGACGUCACCACGCCCGACCAUGCGGGCUUCUUCGAUUCCUCGUUCAGCGUCGACCCGGCGCAGCGUAGCAGGCAGGACAGCACCAGAGGCAGACCGGAGGAUCACCCGGCCGGUGACAAUCUCACGGAUGUCCGACCGCCAUUACCGCGUCGAGCGACUGCUUCCGCCCCAACAACAGGGCCGGUCAUGGGCACGCUGAUCGACUUUGACGAUGAGCCUGUGCAGCUCAGUUCUGCCGAGACCCGAAACCACCUCAGCGGAGAGCCCAACAGCCAGCCCGGCUCAAAACCGGGCACGCCCAGCUCCUUCGCCGAAAGCGUCUCGAAGAAACCGCCUCCUCCCCCACGGCCCGCCAAACCAGCCGCCUUGCGAAGCACGCCCUCCGAAGCAAAUCUCCGCAGUCAGAGAAGCCAAAGUCCGCUCGUCCGACCCCGGACCGCGGGCGGCGGCGGCCCUUCCGCCACUACCGGUAGUAACAACAACCACCCCAACAAACCAAUCCCUCCUCCGCCUCCACCGCCGCGGCGACGGGGUACCGCCCCGGCAUCCCGGCAGCCAGCAAUCUCGGCUUCCAACGCAGGCCUUGAUGUCACCACGGACAUAGAACCCCUCCCGUCAGUGGUGGCCGGCACAUACCCGGCCAGCCUCGCAGACACAGUGGCAGCGCCCAAUAACGGGGCGGCGAUGGGGGCAACGUACAACAAAAAGGUGGAUCUCUGGCUGCGGCGGUUGGCGAGAGCGCACGACAUCCUGGACGCGCAGGGGGUGAAGCUGUAUACCUGGCGCAGGGGGGAGGACGUGAUUGCCGAGGCGGAGGGGAUUGUGCGCGCGGCGCUGAGGGAGAUGAAAUAG